This is a messenger RNA of Brettanomyces bruxellensis, 2574 nucleotides long. RefSeq lists its product as uncharacterized. The transcript has a single exon. Gene Ontology annotation, cellular component: membrane. Lineage: Eukaryota; Fungi; Ascomycota; Pichiomycetes; Pichiales; Pichiaceae. The coding region runs from base 1 to 2574 and encodes 857 amino acids. Gene Ontology annotation, molecular function: calcium ion binding. The record is from RefSeq and is a predicted model, not a curated record.
AUGUUUUUAGGUAUUUUGCUGUCUUUCUUGUCAUUCAGUCAAUUAUUGCUUACAUCAGCUGAAACUAUCAUAGCAUUACCUUUUGAUCAGCAAUUACCAGAUGUUGCUCGUGUUGGUGAACCAUAUACGUUUGAGUUGAGUUCAGAGACUUUCAGGUCAGACAGUGGUAACGUGGUUUAUUCUGCAAGCGGUCUACCGUCUUGGUUGUCCUUCGAUCCUUCAACUUUAACAUUUUCUGGUACUCCAGACAAUGCUCAGAAUGUGAGUUUCACGCUUGCUGGUACAGAUGAUUCUCAAAGUUCUACUUCUGAGCAAUGUGAUAUUAUUGUUUCAGAUAAAAUUGGGCCGCGGCUUAAAUCUGAAGAAUAUCUGUACCAGCAGCUUGCAGAAUCAGGAAACACUAAUGGUUAUGAUGGGUUUGUCUUGAAAUCACAGGAAAAGUUUAUGGUCAGCUUUUCCAAAGAUACUUUUAAUUCUAAUAACAGUACUAUUGUUGCCUAUUAUGGUAGAUCUUCUAACAAAACAUCCCUUCCUAUAUGGUGCACAUUUGAUGAAACCAAUUUGACUUUUUCUGGUGUCGCCCCGGCAAUUAAUUCGGUGAAUGCCCCAAGUCAAGAGUUCGAUAUUUCUCUAAUAGCGACCGAUUAUGCAGGCUAUUCGGCCGCCUACGGUAAUUUUCACCUUAUUGUAGGUGGACACUAUUUGGUCUAUGAGAAUAACAGUACGUUGUUGAUUAAUUCCACCGCAGGAAAGAACUUCAGCGAAAAAAUUCCUCUAGACUCAGUUUAUCUUGACGGUACUCAAAUAAAUACCUCAAAUGUAUCUUCGGUUCAGCUUAACGAUGGACCGGAAUGGGUUUCAGUUGUGGACAAUAACACUUUAGUUGGUAAUGUGCCCAAAAAUGCGGACUCUACGACUUCAAUGAAUGUCACAGUAACUGAUGUGUAUGGUGACAAUGUAUUCAUAUCGUUUGAAGUUGAAAUUGCGAACAAGGUAUUUACUAUUAAAACCUUACCCAAUGUUAAUGCAACCAGGGGCACAUUCUUUAAUUAUACUAUUUCCAACAGUACCAUACAGAGUCCCGGCUACACUAAGUUGACGGCUUCAUAUUCAGAAUCGAAUAGUACAGAGAAGGCUAAGUCAGUUUAUUAUUAUAAUAAAGCUGUUGUUGGAUCGGAUUCAACAUCGGAUUGGUUAGAAUUUCACACAGAUAACAACACAUUUAACGGUUGGGUGCCUGAUAAAUUUAAGUCUACACAAGUUGCUUUAAAAGGGCAGAUGAACGAUUUAACUGAAACUAGGUACUUUGAUAUCAUUGGUGUUGGAACAGUAUCUUCCUCCAGCACAUCAUCGAGUACCACAGGUACACUGAGCUCCAGUUCUGCUCCCACUGCGACGUCUUCAAAACCUUCUGCCACAUCUGUAGCACACACAAGUCAUUCUUCCGAUGUGAAUAGAAAGUUGGCAAUUGGUUUAGGUGUCUCACUCCCUAUUUUGGCUAUAAUCAUCGCUGCUGGAAUAUUUUACUGUUGUUGGAAGCGCAGGCAUUAUAAAGAUAAUGAUGCAGAAAAAGAUGUCAUGACUGUGUCGAACACUCCGAAUGGUAAUGCGGGAGGACCUGUUGGUGGAGAUAAUGAAAGUAAUGCUACUCUUAGCUCUCCGGAUACAUCCGGCCAAAAGACAACAAAUGAUAAUACAGAGAAGAUGGAUAGUGGAUCUAAUGGUUCUACUUCAUCUUCGAUGACAAACGUUGAUGCAAGUGGGAAAAAUCUUAACACAUCGAUGUCUGGUACCAUAAUCAAAUCACGCUCUAACGCAGGCGGUUCUGGUAGCAAUAAGCAAGGCAGUGGCAGCUUUGGACAAGCUAAGAUUAAGAGUCAUGGUUCGGAUAUUGUCAAUUCGUGGAGAAGAACUUCUGGAAAAGCAAAUUGGAGACCAAGAGAUUCAUUGAAUUCUCUUGCAACUGUUACAACAAAUGAUUUAUUGACAAUGAAUGUUGUUGAUGAUCCGAACCUGCAACGACGAUCUCAAAUGAAUCUCAUUUUGCAACCUGGAACUUCUCCUGAUUUGAAUGGUAAUAAUCUCAGCAACACAAAUCUUAUAACGAGUUACAGAAAUAGUCGGGUGAAAAGCAUCGCUCGUAGUACAGGUGUGAGCUCAAGCAACCCCGACAGUGAGGAAAACGGUGCCGGGGCUAGCGUAAACACAUCAUCGCCGUUAACACCAUCUACUACACAACAAAGCUAUUCUGAAAGUGCAUAUUAUAGCGUAUCUGAUCCUUCUUCCAACAUAGAACUCUUAACUUCUACAUCAAGUCAAGGUUCAAAUGAUGUUAAAGAUGGUGAUCAUACUGCCACUACCAAUUCUGACAGUACAGGAAUCGGUACAUACUCCUCUAGUUCAACGGGUGUUAAUUCGUCAUCCUCGACAACCACUUCUUCCUCACAUUUCCCUUCAUCUUCGUCUUCAUCGGCACAGUUGGUGAAUUUUAAUCAACGUAGAUCACCUGAAAGACGUGUGGUAACGCCAACAAGAGUGGAUGAUUCUCCACGACGGGGAGUCAUCGAAAACUAG